ACCUUCCUCUUUAAAUUGCCCCCCUCUUCCCCCGGGGCCGAAGCUAGCGGUUUUCUCUCGCCGACGGCCGACCACCGCACACGCACACGUUCAGCGAUUUCGCGGGGGAAUUUGCAUUGAUUCCGUGGAGUUCCAUCCGCCCGCUGUAGCCGCGAUUGGGGAUCGGGGGGCUUGCGGGCCGAGGAGGAGCCAGAAGAAGGUAGCGGCGGAGAAGCUUCUUGAUCCGGGGACGGACGGGGCCUUUGGAGAUUCGUCCGUCGAUCGGGUCUCAUCUGCGGAAGCCGGGUCAGAAAAAAUCGUUGCGACUGGAGGAGGCGGCGCGAGGGCAUGGGGGCGUGGGUCUCGGUCCUGCUCGGGAUGGACGACGGAGCCGCGGCGGCGGCUGCCGCCAGGCCUGCUGCUGUGGGCCUGGGCGACCUGCCGGAGCUCUGCGCCGCCCAGGUGCUGCUCCGGCUCGACCCGCCGGAGAUCUGCAGUCUCGCGGGGCUCAACCACGCGUUCCGCGGCGCCGCGGGGGCGGACUUCGUCUGGGAGGCCAAGCUGCCUGAGAACUACAGCUACCUGAUGGAGUUCGUCGGGGGGAGCGGCGACGAGGGGAGGCGGCGGCGGCGGCGGGCCGGCAAGAAAGAGAUCUAUGCCAGGCUCGCCAGGCCUGUGCCUUUCGGUGACGGCCAGAAGGAAUUCUGGUUGGACAAGAGCAAAGGCAUGAUCUGUAUGGCACUGUCGUCCAAAGCACUGGUGAUAACUGGGAUUGAUGACAGAAGAUACUGGCAACACAUGCCAACUUCAGAAUCAAGAUUCCAGUCUGUAGCCUACCUUCAGCAAAUCUGGUGGUUUGAGGUGGUUGGUGAAGUCGAUUUCUGCUUCCCUGUUGGAACAUAUAGCUUGUACUUUAGGGUUCAUCUUGGGAAGUUCUACAAACGAUUUGGCCGCCGACAUUGCACCUCAGAGCAUGUCCAUGGUUGGGACAAGAAGCCUGUCCGCUUCCAGCUAUCAACCUCCGACGGUCAGCAGGCACUGUCUCAGUGCUACCUGGAGGAGCCCGGGAGCUGGGUCUUGUACCACGCUGGCGAUUUUGUGGCCUCAAAGCCUGACCAGCCGAUGAAGCUGAAGUUCUCCAUGGCGCAGAUCGACUGCACACACACAAAAGGCGGGCUGUGCAUCGACUCGGUGCUCAUCUAUCCGAAAGGGAAGGGGUUUCAGCAGGAGAGGGUGGUCAGGUCUCAGAAAUGAGACUGUAGAUUGUUGUGGAGGUACUACUCACAGUAGGAUGUUAGACCAAAUGCAGCUUGCAGCCUGAUCUUAUUUUUGCUUUGGGCUCUAGUUCGCAACAGAGGUGAAGUGUAUAUGGUUGUAGAACUCGAGUUUUUGUGUGGUCAGGUGACCACUAGAGUGCUCUGUUAGUCCUUUCCCAAGGUCGUUUUCGCCCCCCUUGAGCUGAAUUGGGACUUCGAGAUAACCAUGAAACUGUACUGAAAUGAGUUUGAAGAUGUCGUUCCCAGUUUCUAAUUUGCUAUCUACUAAGUUUCUGAUCCUUUCUUUU
Molecule: messenger RNA, 1543 nt
Organism: Sorghum bicolor (sorghum)
Lineage: Eukaryota; Viridiplantae; Streptophyta; Magnoliopsida; Poales; Poaceae
Product: F-box protein PP2-A13
Exons: 3
Coding region: 328-1233 (301 amino acids)
Molecular function (GO): protein binding
Source: RefSeq, a predicted model, not a curated record